UCAUUUACUAUCCUCUCUCUCUUGCCUUCUCUCUCUAAAAUCCAUAAUGUCGGAGGGAGAUCAAAGCCGCUGCUCCUUUGGUUUCCUGCUUUAACUGUCACUGCAACACGAACUCUUCCAUGGGACUCUCUGUUCUCCCUCCCCCUCAACCACACGCCUUCCAAAUCCACCUUCACAGCCUCUUCUCCCCAGCAUUCUCCCUAAGCAGCAAACAAAUCAGGAAGGCAUCGACCGUCACUCUUUGCCGAUGCUCAUCAUCUUCCUCCAGUGAUUCUGCGAAAGCAGAGCUCACGCCGUUGCCGUUGCGCUCGGACGGAAGAAGAGCACUCCUGGCUUGUCUCCUAGUGUCAGCUGCUGGCGCGUGCAUAUCUGAUGCAGCUCAUGCUGUUAGCACGAGUAGAAGAGCACUCCGAGGAGCCAAAGUACCAGAGAGUGAUUUCAAAUCCCUCCCCAAUGGUCUGAAGUAUUAUGAUAUAAAAGUAGGAGGUGGAACUGAGGCUGUGAAGGGAUCAAGGGUUGCAGUCCACUAUGUUGCUAAAUGGAAGGGCAUUACUUUUAUGACUAGCAGACAGGGGCUCGGUGUGGGUGGAGGCACGCCAUAUGGAUUUGAUGUUGGCCAAUCAGAGAGGGGCACAGUCCUUAAGGGUUUGGACUUGGGGGUUCAAGGCAUGCGAGUGGGCGGCCAGAGAUUACUAAUAGUUCCGCCUGAGUUAGCCUAUGGAAGCAAAGGGGUUCAGGAGAUCCCGCCAAAUGCAACAAUAGAGUUGGAUGUUGAACUCCUAGCCAUCAAGCAAAGUCCCUUCGGAUCUCCUGUCAAAAUCGUCGAAGGUUAGAUCCUGUAUCUUCCCAAUUGCUUAUCAUGCGGCGUUUCUGAGCGAGAUGAAUACAAGAAGCUCGAAGCUUUUGCAAAAACUGAAUUAUAUGGAGCCCGAGUGCCGCAGACGAUAUUGUGUGUAUGACUAGAGAUGCACGAGUCUGCUAUCCUGCAAGUUGCUCAAUUUAUUUUGAUUAGCCCUACACUUAUUGCGUAAGAAAGUGUCUUUUGUAGAUGUCUGCUGAGUGCAUUAAUCAAUUAUUGUUGUUAUUUACCUGAUA
Messenger RNA from Syzygium oleosum, 1095 nucleotides. Its product is annotated as peptidyl-prolyl cis-trans isomerase FKBP16-4, chloroplastic. The coding region runs from base 120 to 833 and encodes 237 amino acids. NCBI's taxonomy places the organism in Eukaryota, Viridiplantae, Streptophyta, Magnoliopsida, Myrtales, Myrtaceae. The transcript has 10 exons. Gene Ontology annotation, molecular function: peptidyl-prolyl cis-trans isomerase activity. The record is from RefSeq and is a predicted model, not a curated record.